This is a messenger RNA of Clonostachys rhizophaga, 1512 nucleotides long. Lineage: Eukaryota; Fungi; Ascomycota; Sordariomycetes; Hypocreales; Bionectriaceae. The record is from the annotation of a GenBank genome assembly.
AUGGCAUCCGCGCAAUCCGCUGGCCUUGCGCCCAUAAUGCCCAUAGGAACACCGUACUCGACCUCUCCUAAACCCCUGAUUAAUGUCCUAAUCCGUCGCCUGCCUCUGAACACAUCGGACGAGUCGCUGAGGCUAAUGGUUGUGUGGUCCAAAGAGUUGGCUGAUGUAGAGCUUCUCCCCCUUGAUCAAUCAGGAGACGAUGGCUUCCGCUCCGCGAUUCUCAAAUUCAAGACGAUGAGUGGCGCACAAGAGGCGAGAAACAUGCUUGAUGGCCGUUCUAACAUCUCCAACGACGCCCAGAUGAUUGUUGAAGUUCUCGAUACUAGCCCGACAACAAGUGGAAAGCGUUCGACCGGAUCUGGAACUACAAGUCCCAAUGGGACCGCAUCCACGAACUCAUCGAACAUGGGCGCCCGACAGCCACCUCGUUUCUCCACGUCUGCUUUCCACUCUCUGGAAAAACUAUCGACACAGUCAAAUGGCCUGUCCGGCACCGAGUUGCCGACCCCCGACGCCAACAGCCAUUACCAUAAUCUGUUCUCUCCACAGUCCCCAAUUGGCAUGCAGCUUUCCGACCGAACCAGGGUUUCCGGCAAGAGUCUUAUUGAAAACAACUUUGCGGAUGACGACGAGACGAGCGAUCUUUUGAAGGACCCGGUUGCAUACGCCGAGAUCAACAUCAACAGUACAAGCGGACGAAGAGCAACAGCACCUCAGAUCCCCAUUGGAAGGCUGCAAACUCUUUCCCUGAAUGGAAAUGGUGGACCUGUCUCUGCAUCUGUUCCUUCUCCCUAUGGAAACGGCAUUCCGUCACACGCAAAUCCCAUCAACUCGCUCAAUGGGACUGCUCAAGGCCUAGGCUAUACAAUGGGAGGCAACCCUCAUUACCAGCGACAUAACUUCCCCCCUGUGAACCCGGCAGAUCAAAACCCUCCCUGCAAUACUCUUUAUGUUGGGAAUUUGCCGAUUGACACCUCGGAGGAAGAACUCAAGGCGUUGUUUUCCAAACAGAGAGGAUAUAAGCGACUCUGCUUCCGUACAAAGCAGAAUGGCCCCAUGUGUUUUGUUGAGUUUGAAGAUGUCUCAUUUGCGACAAAGGCACUUCAUGAACUCUAUGGUCAACUCCUUCAUAACAGUGUGAAGGGAGGCAUAAGACUCAGUUUCUCGAAGAAUCCUCUCGGUGUCAGAUCCGGCCACAAUAGCGCCCCAGCCAACUCGGCAACAUCAGGAGCAAUGACUAGUCCCAUGGCCAAUGGUGUCAAUGGAUUCACUACUGCAAACGGACCUCCUCCAGGCUUGUCUGCUCCUCCAGGUCUAGGAGCCUCUCGCCCGAGCUUCAACUCGCCUAGUCCUAACCCGAGCCACAAUUUCAACCACGGGGGCUUUGCCGGCAACUCGAAUUAUCCGUGGAAUGGGGCACCGUAUCCCGGGCAAGCGAUGACCACCGGGACAAAUGGAAUUCUGAGAUCCAACAAUCCGAAUCAGCUUCCGCCACAUAUGAUGGGCCGAUAG